UAUUUCCCAGAAUACAACACGAGGGGUAGGCUGAAAUAUGACGUUUCUAUUUAAUCAUGGUAUCACUAGGGAGGGGAUGGGAAGAAAGUGCUAAGCUACCCGAAACAUAAACCAAGUCGGCAUUUGCGCUGCACGGGAACAAGUGAGCACGCCGUCCUCUGCGCACACUCACCCACCAGAGGCGGCCAGCCCAGCCGGGACCAUGAGCGAGCGUGGCCCUCGCACGGAGGCUUCCAUGUUUUUGGAGGUGGACCGCCUCGAGCGCGAUAACAACGAUGAAGACAAGAUGGCGCACUACGACGACGACAAAGACGACGCCGACCUGAUGUCGGCACCCUCGGGCUCACGCGUCUACGACCGCACUACGGUGCUCAUCGAGCAGGACCCCAUCCGGCUGGACGAGGAGGGAGAGGAGGACCAUGGACACUGUGUGGGGGAUGACGACGGGGGCACUUUCCUAGUCGACGGGGACCUGGACGAGGAGGAGGAGGAGGAGGAGGGCUCUAUGACCUUCAUGGGCGACCAGGAUGGCAUGUCGCAGGGAUACGUGCAUCACACCAUCUCGCCCGACCAGAUCCAGUUCAUCAUCAACCCGGGGUCCAUGGCCAUGCCGCGCAACAUCGAGGGGGCCACCCUCACUCUGCACUCCGAGUGUCCAGAAACCAAGCAAAGGGAGGUGAAGAGGUACCAGUGCAUGUUUGAGGGAUGCACACGGACCUACAGCACGGCAGGCAACCUGCGCACGCACCAGAAGACCCACCGGGGCGAGUACACAUUUGUGUGCAACCAGUUGGGCUGCGGCAAGGCCUUCCUCACUUCCUACAGCCUGAAGAUCCACGUGCGCGUUCACACCAAGGAGAAGCCCUUUGAGUGCGACGUGCAGGGCUGCGAGAAGGCCUUCAACACCCUGUACAGACUGAAAGCACACCAGAGACUGCACACGGGGAAGACGUUCAACUGUGAAUCGGAGGGAUGCACAAAGUACUUUACCACACUCAGUGACCUGAGGAAGCACAUUCGCACUCAUACUGGGGAGAAACCAUUCCGGUGUGACCAUGAUGGUUGUGGCAAGGCGUUUGCUGCCAGCCAUCACCUAAAGACGCAUGUACGGACACACACAGGGGAGAAGCCUUUCAACUGUCCCAGCGACGGCUGUGAGAAAGCAUUCAGCAGCCAGUACAGUUUGAAGAGUCACGUCAGGGGCCAUGGGGCUAAGGGCCAGCCCUUCAGUGUCACCCUCACCCACCCCUUGUCCGAGGAUGCAAAUCAUUCACUGUGCCUCAGUGACUUGAGCCUCAUCUCGACUGACUCGGAGCUCAGAGAAAACAUCCACAAUUCUCAGAACUUGGACUUGAGCAGUGUUACCCCCGUGAGGAUCUUCGAGCUCAUGUUCCAGAGUCCGGAGAACAGUGUUAGUCAAGACGAUGCACAUCCUCACGAGAGCCUUGUUGAAGCCUUUGGCCAGGAGACUGGCCAGUCCACCAUGGGUGAUGGCUCCACCCCCAUCUCCUUCUCGUUCUCCCUCGUCCCUUCCUCCUCAUCCUCCUGUUCCCACUCCCACUCUCACACUCACUCCCACACCACCACCACCACUGUCCUGGAUGCUUCUUCCCAGCUUCCUCUAAGCCAAACCCCCUCUUCCCAGGUUCCAGCACCUCCUGCCCCCAUUAGUAAUAUUACCGCAGUCAGCUCCACCCAGCCCCACGCCACCUUCGUACCCUUACCCACUGCCCUGCAGACGCCAGAUGUGCCUGCCCCCUAUGUGGCACUGCCCGCCCAGACUGCUCCAAUAGUGCCCUCUACUGCGCCAGUAGUGGUGCCAGGCCCAGCCCUCGCGGCUCUGGGCGCUGUAGUCGCCACCACAGAGACUGUGCCGCUGCCGGCCGUGGCUCACACUCACACCGUGCCUUUGGCCAGCAACACCAACCCUGCCCUGGUGCCCCCAGCCUCUGCCCCCACUUUCACCCCAAGCCACAGCCACACCCAGAGCCUGUUGCAGCCCAGCAUUGUCAUGUCCGACCAGAACCUGCAGUGGAUCCUUAACACCGCAGCCAACAACCAGCAGAACCCAGAGCAAGCUACACACGGAGGUCCAAAAGUAGAGAAGGUCUUCUUUACCACAGCCAUACCAGUGGGAGGAAAUUCAGGCAACUCUGUCCAGCAGAUCGGCCUCAGCCUUCCCGUCAUCAUCAUCAAACAGGAGGAGUCCUGCCAGUGCCAGUGUGCCUGCAGGGACUCUUCUAAAGACAAGAGCUCCAACGCCUCGGCAGCACCACAACAACAGCCCGCAGUGCCCUCCACUCCUCCACCUCCCCCCACUCCCGUGGCACUGCCCUUUCCCACCGUACUCCCCCCAGCACCCUCUUUCCCCUUGUGCUGCCUCCCACCACUCACCUCGGAAGUGAACGAGUCCCCGCGUCUUCCCCAAACAGGUGCAGUUCUAGGACCGGGUAACCCCUCGACCUCUGUUCAGACGUUCUCCACAGGGGUGGCCACGGUGACCACCAACCCCCCUCCUAUCACGGAUGUUUUGGCCACCAUGGACGUGUCGGACUUCCUGUCCCUGCAGAGCCCCGAGAGCACGACCAACAUUGAGGCUCUGCUACUGGUGACCAGCAGUGACGACUUCACUAUGGCUGGCGCUAGCACCACCAUCAACCCCUAGUGGACACUCAGGCUUUGUCCCUAUUCUCCACCCUUCUCUUGCAUACUCCCAGUCAUGGAUUUAAAAGCAUUGAGUUGGUGUAAGUGUUGGGCAGAGGGAGUUUCUACCAUUGUUGAAUUCAAGGGAGUGUGCAAAUGCACACUUUAGGAGAAGGAUGUAGAAUCAGGACGCAGCCACACUUUCUGAUUUACCCACUACACGUCCGCUUUUCAAGUAUUGUAAGUGAAACUAAUGAGGGGGUUUGUUUUGGAAAAGCUGCAAAAUGCAUGCCAGUCAAGAAAAGUGUUCUUAAUUGGCUGGCUCUCCAUCAAACAAGACACGGUCUUGAAAGGCCCUAAGAACUAUUGUCUGCUUCUAAUAUGGCGUGAAGCUGAUUCCUGAGAGAAGCAAAACAAAACAUUGUCUAUAUCCAUGUACUGUACAUUAGUUCCUAACUGUAACUAAUAUGAUUAGUUGGUAAGUGAUUGA
This is a messenger RNA of Oncorhynchus tshawytscha (Chinook salmon), 3133 nucleotides long. RefSeq names its product metal regulatory transcription factor 1-like. NCBI's taxonomy places the organism in Eukaryota, Metazoa, Chordata, Actinopteri, Salmoniformes, Salmonidae. Gene Ontology annotation, biological process: positive regulation of transcription by RNA polymerase II; central nervous system development. The record is from RefSeq and is a predicted model, not a curated record. The transcript has 11 exons. Gene Ontology annotation, cellular component: nucleus. Gene Ontology annotation, molecular function: DNA-binding transcription activator activity, RNA polymerase II-specific; RNA polymerase II cis-regulatory region sequence-specific DNA binding. The coding region runs from base 203 to 2665 and encodes 820 amino acids.